AUGUCCACCAUUGGCGAUCACGAUUUCCAACGAGCAUUUGUUCGGACCGAAUUCUUACGCCUGGCAGGAGAUGUUGGAGAGACUGCCGCAAUUUUUUAUUUGUUUCUCAAUGAUACCGAGUUGAAGCAAGCCAGUCACAAUGUGCUAGAAAAUGUCGGCAGUUUGAGCCGAUAUGUGAUGUUACAACUGUCCGCACCCACGAAUAAUAUUUAUCUACGUGAUAUAGGAAUUCAAACAAUGAGUUGUCAACAGGCUGUGUAUCACAAUGGAAGCUUGAUUGAAUGGAGACCAGAUCUUUACAAUCGAUCGUCCGAACAUUUUUUGCAAAUCGCGGGUAUGCUCAAUACGAAGUUCACGUAUUAUCUCUCACAUGAACGUCCGCGGUUGGGACUUCUUUCUGUCACCUCAUCACUCUAUUCACAUCUGGUCGAUAAUGUCGUCGUGGUUUACAGUUUGAGCAAACUGGAGCUUGAUUAUGCCAAAAUUUUCCAAAUCUUGCCAUAUUAUCCGGAAGGGAAUUUCGGGGAUUAUUUGAAACAGUAUAUAGGCAAUGCUAUCAAAAAGGAUAUGGACGCUGAAUGGCGAAUAUCUCUGGAUAAAUGUUACGCCAUGGACAUAUUCGGAUUGGUUUACUUGGAUUCGGAAGUGGUCCGGUAUAAACCAUCAUAUUCCAAUCAGUCUUCCUCGAUUCACCAACGAAUGAAAUUCAUGAUCAAACAGUCGCUCAAAACAGCCAUUCGGAGUACAACGGGAUGUAAUCUAAUCCAUCACUAUGAUGCCGUGUAUUUCGGGAAAACACACGGACGUCAACUGAAUGCAUUCGUGACAAUCUACGUGAGGACACAGCUGAGCUUGCAGCGUUGCAACUGUGGGUUUUCUAAUCUAAAAUAUUACAUUUUGACCCAAAUAAACAGGGGUCUGGACACUAGCACGCUGGAUGGGUUCCGAGUAAUUUAUCCUGUAUUGGGAAAACCUAUGGAUGAAGAGUAA
Messenger RNA from Echinostoma caproni, 990 nucleotides. The record is from the annotation of a GenBank genome assembly. NCBI's taxonomy places the organism in Eukaryota, Metazoa, Platyhelminthes, Trematoda, Plagiorchiida, Echinostomatidae.